Vidua macroura (Pin-tailed whydah) is the source of this 2256-nucleotide messenger RNA. It is a transcript of the gene KAZALD1, whose product is annotated as Kazal type serine peptidase inhibitor domain 1. Gene Ontology annotation, molecular function: insulin-like growth factor binding. The coding region runs from base 186 to 1082 and encodes 298 amino acids. The record is from RefSeq and is a predicted model, not a curated record. The transcript has 5 exons. Lineage: Eukaryota; Metazoa; Chordata; Aves; Passeriformes; Viduidae. Gene Ontology annotation, biological process: regulation of signal transduction; regulation of cell growth. Gene Ontology annotation, cellular component: extracellular region.
GCGGCCGGGGGCCAGCAGCCUUGGGGGCCAGCAGCCCCGCCGCCACGGCCACUGCGCACCCGCGGCCCCCGGCACCGGCGCCUCCGGCCAGGAUGGCUCCCCAGAUCUAGACAGGGAGACCAGAGCAGUGGCAGAAAUCCCCAUCCAAGUGACAGUGGGAUUGGGAUAGAGGAGCUGCCGUGAAGAUGUCUGAAGCCAAGCCCCUCAGCAUCUCUUGCCUCGUGCUUUCCUUGCUUUCCUUGCACUGGGCUUUGCUCCAGCUGGGCCAGGCUUUUCCCAGCACCUCUGACUACCUCCAGCGGGGCUGGCAACGGCUGCUGGAGGAAGGGGAGGGCUGCACUGAGUGCCAGCCCGAGGAGUGCCCAAUGCCACGCGGGUGCCUGGCAGGCACAGUGCGGGAUGCCUGUGACUGUUGCUGGGAAUGUGCCAACCUGGAGGGACAGAUCUGUGACCUGGACAACACCAACCACUUCUACGGCAAGUGUGGGGAGCACCUGGAGUGCCGGUUGGAUGCUGGGGACUUGCGUCACGGAGAGGUGCCCGAGCCCCAGUGUGCCUGCCUCUCCCACCUGGCUCUCUGUGGCUCUGACGGCAAAACCUACGCCCAAAUCUGCAGGUUCCUGGAGGCUGCCCAUGCUCACCCUGAUGCCAACCUCACUGUGGCCCAUGAAGGUCCCUGCGAGGCAGAGCCUCAGAUCACCUCUCCUCCCUAUGACACAUGGAACGUCACCGGGCAGGAUGUCAUCUUCGGCUGCGAGGUCUUCGCCUACCCCAUGGCAUCCAUUGAGUGGAGGAAGGAUGGCACAGAGAUGCUGCUGCCUGGAGAUGACCCCCACAUCUCUGUCCAGUUCAGAGGCGGCCCCCAGAAAUAUGAAGUGACAGGCUGGCUCCAGAUCCAGGGUGUGCGGGUGACGGAUGAGGGCACGUACCGCUGCUUCGCCAGGAACAGGGUCGGGGAGGUGGUGGCACUGGCCAGCCUGACCGUCUUCACUCCGGACCAACUCAACCUGACAGACUUCUCUGUGCUGAAGUCCCGCAUGACACCUGAGGACUACAGGGAGAGUGAGGAGGACUACUACUAGCCCAGAGAUGGCAUGUUUGGCUGCAGAGAUCACCUUGCCCAGAGCGACCCUUCCCUGGGGCUUGGGGACAUCUCCUGCAUCCUCUGGCCCAAAACUCCUUUUCUGAACAAUCCUGGCAUAGCAGCCUGUUUUUUGGGGUGGGGGACAGGGUGACACAACCUUUUGGGGUACUGAGGGAUGGGAUACUGGCUGGUUGGCAAGGGCUGGGACCAGGGACAGCUCUGCCUGGAGCAGGGUGGAUCUGUGCUCUGGCACUGAGCGGAGACACAACGGCAGGUAGGACACUGAGGGGACAGCUGUGUUGUGUGUGAUAAGGACUUGGUGCAGGGGAUGGAGACAGCCCCCUUUGGGAGAGUGAGGCCAGGGCAUCCUGUAUGAAUAAUUUUUGGGGAAGCUGGAGCAGUGAGCUGGGACCUGACUGUGAUACCCAGUGUGUCACCCCUCCAUCUGCUCUGUAUCCCCCAAGCACAAGGCAUCCCAGCUUAUCCCCAGAACCUGAGGAACCUGCUGCCAAAACACCCUUCUCUUCUGUUUUGUUUUUAACCAGAAAAGUAGUGAUUUGAGGAAACCAGGCUCUUGUGGCUUUCAGAGCUGUCCUUCCUCCAGCUGAACCACCCUUGUGGUCAGAAAUACUUUGGCCUUUUUUAGACUGACUUCAUUUUUCCCUUCCAUGCCUUUGACUGACUUCAUGCUUUCCUUUGUCAUUUCAGUUGAUGUUAUUUAAAAUAUGCAUGUAGGUCAAAGCCAAGGCUGGCUGACUGUCCUGCACCCACAAGGAUGAUUAUGGGGGUGAGGGAGAGUGCAAACACUGUGGAUGCUACCUAGUCCAUUGUGGGGUGCUUGAGCUGGGGAGCCCUCCUGCCCAUCCCAGUGCUCACAGCUGGUCCUGGUGUGGGUCCUGCCCUUCCCACCCCACCUGGGAAUGGGGGUGCCCAGCAGACAAUCUCCUGUGCAGGGGUGAUGCAUCAACUCCAGUCACUGUACUCCCACGUGUUUGGAUCCCAUCCCACUGCUGCCUGUUUUCAUCUUGGGUUCCUAAAUUCUGUGACACUGGGGUCUCCACCCAGGUGACCACAGCUCUGUCAAGUGUGGAGCAGCUCUGUGCCUAGUUGGUGAAGUAAAGGGAUGUCCCAGUUUCCACUGGAAAUAUAUUAAAAAAAAAAAACAAACAAAA